Messenger RNA from Microtus oregoni (creeping vole), 1250 nucleotides. RefSeq names its product 2-oxoglutarate and iron-dependent oxygenase domain-containing protein 3. Bases 59 to 1021 code for a protein of 320 amino acids. The transcript has 9 exons. The record is from RefSeq and is a predicted model, not a curated record. Gene Ontology annotation, molecular function: iron ion binding; oxidoreductase activity, acting on paired donors, with incorporation or reduction of molecular oxygen; L-ascorbic acid binding. NCBI's taxonomy places the organism in Eukaryota, Metazoa, Chordata, Mammalia, Rodentia, Cricetidae. Gene Ontology annotation, cellular component: membrane.
UGUUGCCCCGGGUUUAGCGGCUCUCGUGUCCCUCCUGGCUCCGCGGCGGCCCGGCCCAAUGGCGCCUCAGCGGAGGGGACCACCCAAAGUUCCCGAGGGAAGUAGUGCAGCCGAGCGCCGGCGCGCGAACAGCACCAAGAAGGAGCGGUUGCCUCAGGAGUCACAGAGGACAUGGCUGAGGACUGUGGCCCUCGGAGUUGGCCUUGCUCUCAUCACAUUCCUGCUCUGGAGUAGUCUGGGGACCAAUGAUGAUGUGGCUGAAGUCUUGGCCCGUUGUGGUGAGGUCCUAGAGGGCAGGUUCAUUGAGGUUCCCUGCUCGGAGGACUAUGAUGGUCACCGAAGAUUUGAAGGCUGCACCCCCAGGAAGUGUGGCAGAGGUGUCACUGACAUGGUAAUCACCAGGGAGGAGGCGGAGCAGAUUCGCAGUUUUAUCCCCCACAGAAUAGCAGAGAAGGGACUCUCCCUAGGUGGAUCAGAUGGAGGGGCAUCUAUCCUGGACUUGCACUCUGGGGCCCUGUCUGUUGGGAAACAUUUUGUGAACCUGUACAGAUACUUUGGGGAUAAAGUACAAAAUAUCUUCUCUGAGGAGGACUUCCAGUUAUAUAGGGACGUGCGGCAGAAGGUCCAGCUCACCAUUGCCAAAGCUUUCGGCAUCCGUGCGUCCUCCUUGUUUCUGACGAAGCCCACAUUCUUCUCCCGGAUAAAUAGCACAGAGGCCCAGACAGCUCACGAUGAGUAUUGGCAUGCCCACGUGGACAAGGUGACCUAUGGCUCUUUUGACUACACCUCACUGCUCUACCUAUCGGAUUAUUCAGAGGACUUCGGCGGAGGGCGCUUUGUGUUCAUGGAGGAAGGGUCCAACAAGACGGUGGAGCCCAGAGCUGGCCGAGUCUCCUUCUUUACCUCAGGCUCUGAGAACCUGCACCGGGUGGAGAAGGUCCUCUGGGGCACCCGCUAUGCCAUCACCAUUGCUUUCACCUGCAACCCUGACCACGGCAUCGAGGAUCCAGUGCUCACGUGACGAGCUGCGUUGGGUCCCGAGGACCGUGUCUAGAAGCCUGUCUGUGCAACCCUGGUGCUGGGACACAGCCCCGUCAAUGAAGGCACUCCUCAGCCAGGUUGAGUGCCUGCCUGCUCACCUCCCAUUUCAGCCCAUUGCUGCUGCACAGAGUGCCUUAUGAGUUAGCCUGAGUUUUGAUUUGUUGAUGUGUUAAUCUUCUCAUCUGUGAGUAAAUCAAGGAAGGAGCCUC